Molecule: messenger RNA, 909 nt
Organism: Saprolegnia diclina VS20
Lineage: Eukaryota; Oomycota; Saprolegniomycetes; Saprolegniales; Saprolegniaceae
Product: peroxin-4
Exons: 1
Coding region: 344-823 (159 amino acids)
Source: RefSeq, a predicted model, not a curated record
GUGGUCGCAGUGGGCUAGACGCCGGAGGACUUGGCCGGGCUGCCCGUGUGUCGACUAAGGAAUGGGCGUGGUCGCAGUGGGUAGACGCCGGAGGACUUGGCCGCGCUGCCCGUGUGUCGACGUAAGAGGUAACGCUAGCCCGUCAUUGGGAACGACGUAGCCGUUUGCACUUGGAGCUCGGAUGCAAAGGACACGUUGUCAACGGCGUUGUCCAUAGAGGCGACGCGAUAAUGGUGUCGAAAUGCGCGAACUCCAACGGCAUUACGUGCACGAGUGCGCGCGUGCCACGUUCGCAAUAUCCGGAUACGGUACCAGGUGACGGAAACGCCAGAACCGAAGAACCAUGAACACGAACGUGAAGCGGCUGCGGAAGGAACUCGCGGAGCUGCGGAAGCACCCGGAGGCCGACAUGGUGCUCUUCCCACUCGAGGAAUCGAUCGUCGAGUGGAAGGCCUUCAUCAAGGGCCCGGCGGAUACGCCGUUCGAAGGCCGCGUCUUCGAGCUCGCGAUCGCGACGACGCCCAUGUAUCCCAUGGAGCCGCCCAAGAUGAAGUUUGUCACCAAGAUCUUCCACCCGAACGUACACUUCCAGGACGGUAGCAUCUGCCUCGACAUUCUCAAGCGUGAAUGGUCACCGGCCUGGACUCUGCGCGCGGCCUGCCUCGCCGUGACGUCGCUCCUCUCGGACCCGGCGGCCGACUCGCCGCUCAACUGUGACGCCGGCAACAUGAUCCGCGCCGGCGACCUCAUGGCGUACAACGCAAUGGCCGCCAUGUACACGACCGAGUUCGGCCUGCCCUCGCUGCCAGCGUCGCCGCUCUAGUCCUGAUACUACGUCUCGCCCAUGACAAAUACGAGCUUAAUUUUCUUACAACUGAACUACUUGGGCACAUUCACUGAAGGCGGCGG